CCUCCCAUGAUCCUUUUCUCUCAAACACUGUUUAUGCUUUGUUCGGGCUAGAUGACCAUCUUAAUGUAUACAGACUCAUUGUUUGUAAAUAAUAGUACAAAGCAGCUUUAUCAAGCAAGUUAUAACAGAUCUAAAUUAGCUGUAUCUGACAUAAAAGUGUCCCGUAAAUGACGAACGUCAUGAAUGCUGUUGAUUUUCAGACACAGUUAACAUCCAUAAUGGAAAUUUUGGCGAAGACCGCUAUUGUAGAAAUAGGCAAACUCUUCGAGGAGAAUUCGUCUUAUGUGCGAUUAGAGAUAUCUCGACAUAUCAGCGUAAAUGAGACUCUGAAGAGGAAAUGUAAUUUACUGGAGAGUGAACUUCAAGCUGCCCGGAAAACUGUUGAGAAGAUGAACGGGACAGCAGCUCCAUUCAGCGACGGGUUGACAGACACUGGGCAUCGUCCCGCAAUUGACAAUGUCUUUGGUAAGGAAUGGUGCAUGGAUAUGUGGAGACAUGAGAAGUCAAACGUUCAUCAAAAGGAGAACACACGUGCAGACUCUUCAGUCAUCACAGGAGAGCCAGUAAAUUUGAUCGAUGAUGAACCAGACAUGAUCAUCAUUAAAGAGGAGACAUUUGAGGAUCACUCUGGGAAAAAUAACAAAGAGGAAGACCAGAAUAACAGUUUGAGGGGACCUGCAGCAGCCAGCAGUGACAGAUGUGUUGCCCAGACUUCUUUGGAUUUUAUGACAUACACGCUACCUUCAGAACAGCUGAUUGAUGGGGAAACCCUGCUGGGUUUAACAGAGAAGAUGGUGGGAAAUAUAUUCCCCACAAUGAAACAGCCAAAUACAUUUCUAAAAGAACUGGAACAUGAUGCAGACACAUCCUCAGGGUUGCAAAUUCAGCUCACUCAGCAAAGAUCCAGCGAGCCAUGGCCAGCAGUUUUUAGCCUUCCUGCUUUUCCUCAACAACUCCAUGAGGCACUGCAGAGGAAGGAUCCGUCCUUGAAGAAAAAAGGCAAAUCACGUCUACGGUCCCUCUUAAUUCAAGUGUUGUUUGAUAACCUCACCAAACACACAUGGUAUCCAAACCACACAAUAUAUGCUGAUGUUCUGGGGAGACUGAUUACAAAAUUUCCUUUCUUGAAAGAUUGCAGUGCCUCUGGUCAUGAUACCCUCCUACAAUGUCUGCGGAACAAAUUUAAAAAAGAGCGAAUUUCUUUAGUGAGAUCAUCAACAGUUCAAGAACUUUGCGUUAAAAGAAAUCUGAUGGACCGCACUUCUUCUGAUGGCCUUGGCUUUGAAGAGGAGGUACACUACCAGACCAGUGACUUCCCACUCCCACAUUCAUUCUCUCACAAUUAAGCCAUUAAUUAUUAGCAUCUCUUUCUCCAGUUUUUUAAUUGCACCCUGUUCUACAAGCUAGACCACAUACCUCAAAUCUUUUUUCCCUUGGUACUAACCCUGACCUUAUCCCUAAAUAUUGCCUUUUAUAUCGCAAUGUCUCUUUUUGUUAUGCUACUGUUUUUUUUUUCUGUGACCUAUAAGUUAUGUUAAAAGUAAUUCUGAUUAUAUUAUUAAAAAGGAUAUCUGCAAAUAUAUGACCUUUGCCGAAAUUCUGAAUAUUUUCUGCGUAUAUUAUCUCAACCAUUUAACGUGUUCAUUUUAGCAUGCAAAAAGACGAAAGACUACUCAUCCCAUUUACACACAAGAGGUUUGUCAAUAUUAACUUUAAAUUACUAAAUCACUCUGGAAAAGUAGUGCGGGACAUAUUAUGGGAUGGUUAUAAUUGACCGUUUCAGAACCUAGAAAAUAUGGGGGAAGAUGAAACAAGCUUCCAGGAGCACAUCAAUGGUAUAAAUACAGAACUAUGCAGAGGGCAGCCAGACUACACUGAUAUAAAGAAUCAUAUGAGGCGAACUCUUUUCAAAAGACUUGAAUAAAUGGAAAAACCAAUAAAGGAGGUGAUGACAUGUUCCCAUUUUUGGGGUUCCACAACUUCUGAGUAUUGAGUGUUUUUGACUGGUUAUGAGGGUCUACAAAAAAAAUCUGCAUUUUUUUGCUUAAUUUGAUGUGGUCUUUGUGUGAUGAAGGUACUUCAUGAAAUAA
Messenger RNA from Xyrauchen texanus (razorback sucker), 2090 nucleotides. RefSeq lists its product as uncharacterized. The record is from RefSeq and is a predicted model, not a curated record. Lineage: Eukaryota; Metazoa; Chordata; Actinopteri; Cypriniformes; Catostomidae. The transcript is spliced from 9 exons. The coding region runs from base 168 to 1346 and encodes 392 amino acids.